This is a messenger RNA of Chlamydomonas reinhardtii, 2637 nucleotides long. RefSeq lists its product as uncharacterized. Bases 89 to 1828 code for a protein of 579 amino acids. Gene Ontology annotation, biological process: carbohydrate metabolic process. The transcript has 15 exons. Gene Ontology annotation, cellular component: beta-galactosidase complex. NCBI's taxonomy places the organism in Eukaryota, Viridiplantae, Chlorophyta, Chlorophyceae, Chlamydomonadales, Chlamydomonadaceae. Gene Ontology annotation, molecular function: beta-galactosidase activity. The record is from RefSeq and is a predicted model, not a curated record.
GUUGCAGCUACUGCACUUGCUUCUUCGCUUAAUCCUCGUGGCGGAUGCGCUCGGGCAUACCUGUCUAAGGGAAAUACAUUUUAGGAAAAUGGCUAUAUCUGGAGCAUCGCGAAAGGCACGCGAAGGCUGGGGCUUCGGGCGCGUCCUUCUGCUCGCGGCGUCGCUCUGUCUCGUGGGCACGGCGCUGUUGUUUUUAUAUGAACUGGGAGGAACAUCGAACAUCAGCGGCAAGCACGUCGGCAGCGCCAAACUAACGGCGCUCGUUUCGCGAUUGCGAGGGGGUUCGGGUCGCUUUGUGCGCACGACCGAGGUUGGCGAUAUCUUCGGCACGCUGUUCCACUCGGAGCUCGUCGGCAUCAUCAAAGUACAAGACGCCGGCGGCGGCUCUCGGCUGCUUUCCACGCUGCAGUCCAUGCAGGCGGCCGGCAUCAAGACUGUCAUGUUCAGCCUGGAGUGGGGCUGGUUCGAGCAGGCCGAGGGGCAGCUCAACUGGGCGCAUGUGGACUUACUGGCCGGCACUGCGUGCAACUCCACAAAACUCAAGGUGGCGAUGAUUGUGGACGUGCUGCGUGCGCCGGGCUGGCUGUUCCGCAAGUGGCCGCACAGCCGCUCGUUCGACGCGGGCGGCCGCAACUACAGCCACCUGUCCUGGUUCCACGCGGGAGCCAACGCGGUGGCGCUGGACCGACUGCAGCAGGUGGCCACGCGGCUGUCGGGCCAGUUCGGGUCGUGUGCGGUGGCCAUACAGCCCGCAUACAACAACGAGUACGAGGCCAAGUUCACCCAGGAGUACGACGCCUACCAGGACUACAACCCGCACGGCCUGGACACAUUCCGCGGCUGGCUGCAGCGGCGGCAGCCCGACCUGGCGGCCAUCAACAAUAGGUGGGGCACCAAGUUCUCCAAGUGGGAGGAGGUGGCGCCGCCCAGGCUGUUCGCGGGGGCGGUCAUGGGGCCAGACGACAGCGCCAGGUUUUGGGACUGGAUGCGUUUCCGCACGGAGGCGGGUGCGGACGUGUUGAACGGGGCCUGCCGCACCGUGCAGGCGGCGGGGCUGCAGUGCUUCCACCACUUCCCGGAGUUCUUCUCUGUGCUGGACGCCAUUUACGGCGCCACCAUGUUCCCACUCAUCGCCGGCAGCAACGCAACGGACUUUGUGAUCAUGGACUCGAAUUUCCGCACGCCCUACGGCACGUUGAUGGACCCGAGCAAGCUGCGUUUCUACGUGGCAGCGGCCCGGGCCUUUGGCAAGCGGACGUACUUCGAGGCGGCUGUGGAGCGGUACGCCAGCAUGAACCUGCUGGAGGCCGGCUACCGCAACGCGCUGCUGGCGGGUGCGCCCAACCUGGGCCUGACCAACUGGCUGACGCGCGUGGAGAUGAACGCCAGCCUCACGCGCGCGCUGCUGGCCACCAGCCGGCCCGCCUGCGCCGCGGACGAGGUGGUGGGCGUGUUCCUGCACCUGGACUCCUGCGCCGCCUUCCACGGGCCGCAGUGGCAAUGGGCGCGCAAGGACCCGCUCCAUGACUUCGUAGAGGAGCUGGCGCUGCGCCUGACCGCCCGCUGCGAGACCGACAUCGCCGUCUUCAUCUCGCUGCCCGCCCUCACCGCCGCGCUGCCCUCCCUGGACCGGGUGGUGUUUGUGGAGCCGCUGCUGCUGCCGGGCGGCGCCGCGGAGCUGGGCGCCUACGUGGCGGCCAAGGCGGCGCUGCGGGCCUCGGGGCUGCCGGUGGAGGCGCUGCGGCUGCCGGGCAACGGCACGGGCGGCCUGGCGCUCAAGGUGCUGGACCGGCUGGAGGGAGGGGGGGAGGCGGUGUGGAAGGAGUAGGAGGAGCAGGGGUGGCGUGGGGUGGGGGAGAGGCAUGGCAGUCGUGGGGCUGGGGGGGUGGGCCUGGUGGUGGGUGUGGGGUUUUGGCCAGAUAUGUUAAGAGGCGGUGUUCAGGGCAGGUUGUGCGUCAGGACAUCCGGACGUCUUGAAAAGUUGUGUGCAUGCAUUGUGGCACUUGUGUGUGAAAGCAAGUCGCGAGUCCACGGGGACUGACGUGGGGGGGGGGGGCAGCGAGGAGGACAGGUGUGAUGCCGGACUCAAACAAGCGGGCCGCACUGGCAGGGCGGGUAGAAUUUAUCAAACCUCAAGUCAUCAAGAAUCAGAAUCGGCCGGCUUUCGUUUAGGACUUAGGCAGCGAAUGGGCUGUGCUGCAGGUGGGGCUUUGUGGCCGAUGUGGAGUCGUAUAUGCUGUGAGUCAGUGCGAAAGUGUUACGGGCACUGGAGCGUGAACGGGGGCGUGUGGAAUGCAUGCUGUCAGUGCUGUGCAGCCACUCGGGGCCGGGCGCACGGGUGCAGGCACGUGUUGGUGCGGGGUCAGGAAUGCAGGAAAGGCACCAGGCGGUAGGAGAGACCAUGAUUAGUCUGCGGCAACCGGUAUGCUGCGGGGGACGAGGAGGUGGCUGGGCCGCCGCCGUGUAGGUGUGGCAUUGCUGGCUCAUCUGGUGGAAUGGCGGCUCCGCGGCUGCCGGCUGGGCGUUUGCCAAGGGCGCUGUACGGACGCGUGAAAUGUCAACUGCGCUGGCUCCGUGUUCCCCUGCAAUCCAGUGCGGCCCCUUUGAUGGUUCUACACCAUGUAAAAGUCUAAAAGG